Messenger RNA from Penaeus vannamei (Pacific white shrimp), 874 nucleotides. Its product is annotated as cuticle protein 19. The record is from RefSeq and is a predicted model, not a curated record. Lineage: Eukaryota; Metazoa; Arthropoda; Malacostraca; Decapoda; Penaeidae. Gene Ontology annotation, cellular component: extracellular matrix.
CUCCCUUUCCACUAUCGUAAACAUGGCGCUCCAGGUCCUUGCUCUGGCCGCCCUCGUGGGAGCCGCCCUCUCCUUCCCAAUGGUCCCCGAAUAUGGGGUUUCUUCUGCUCCGUCUCCUGUCUACGACGCUCCCCGAGGUCCUGCUCCUGCUUACGACGCUCCCCGACAUCCUGCUCCUGCUUACGACGCUCCCCGACGACCUGUUGUUACGCACGACAUGCCCGCAUACGAGAACCAGGCUCCACCGAGUUAUAACUACCAAUAUGCGGUGAGAGACGAGUACUCGGGGAACGACUUCGGGCAGCAGGAGGAGCGCGAUGGCUACGUGACCAAGGGAUCCUAUCACGUCCAGCUCCCCGACGGCCGCCUGCAGAAGGUGACUUACUACGUGGACGGCGACUCUGGGUUCAUGGCUGAAGUGACUUACGAGGGCGAGGCUCAGUACCCAGCUCACCAGCCUGCCGCUUCGUACCAGCCUGCUCCUGCUCAGAAUUAUCAGCCUGCUCCUGCUCAGAAUUAUCAGCCUGCACCGACCUAUCAGCCUACUCCAGCCUAUCAAUCGACACCUGCCUAUCAACCCGAACCAACUUAUCAACCAGCUCCUACUUACCAACCUGCACCGACCUAUCAACCUACUCCAGCCUACCAACCGACACCUGCCUAUCAACCCGAACCUACUUACCAACCAGCUCCUACUUACCAACCUGCACCGACCUACCAGCCCACGCCUUCGACAUCCUAUGACCCGGUUCCUACUUACUGAUCUGACCUUUCCCGUGAACAACUGGUCGUGUCAGUAGAUCACGUGACGUUGAUGGCCUUGCGAUGGCUUGACUGUGAUUAUUUAUUCUGCGAGUGCGCCAAUAAAGGAAUU